GGAUCCAUGGCAGCCUGGCUGCCCCGCUGCUGCUUUCCUGCCCUGCAGGGCUGUUUCCCAGCCUGGCCUGGCUGCAGCUUCUCCCCAGCCUCUGCAGGAAGGCAUUUGGCAUCAGCUGGCAGGGAGCCCAAACUGCACCAUGGGCCCGAGAUGCCUGCAAUUUCCCGGUCUCCGGAGAUGAAGCGAAAGGCUGUGCUGAAGGCAGCAUUUCCUGGAGGAAGCAGUGGCCCAUUGGCAGCCCCUGCUGCAGGAAGUGAGGCGAUGCCAGGCACAGUCACAGGAGCUUGGGAUGGCGACAUGGCUUAUCGGGAUGCCCUACUGGAUGACAGCUUGGAGAAUUCUCUUGGAGAGAUUCUCUUGGAGAAUGCUGGAGGUCCUUCUCCAUGGAAGAACUCAGACACUGGGGACAAGAAAUCCCUGGAGGCAGCCAGACACCUGGACCAGAUGCUGAGUGAUCUGGAGAGACGCCGUGAGAUGAACCGAAAGGCUGUGCUGAAGGCAGCAUUUCCUGGAGGAAGCAGUGGCCCAUUGGCAGCCCCUGCUGCAGGAAGUGAGGCGAUGCCAGGCACAGUCACAGGAGCUUGGGAUGGCGACAUGGCUUAUCGGGAUGCCCUACUGGAUGACAGCUUGGAGAAUUCUCUUGGAGAGAUUCUCUUGGAGAAUGCUGGAGGCAAGUUUUCUGUGUGCCUUUCCUGAGAGAAUAAUCAGUGCCUCAUGAGCCAUUUCCCUUAGCAGCAUCACAGGGUUGAAAGAUUCUGGAAAACUUGCCCGGCUCCAUUCUGGAUCCCUGAGGGAUCCCACAGAAUGGCUGUCAGUGGCAGGAAGGAGCAUUUAGCUGUCCAUCUUC
This is a messenger RNA of Vidua macroura (Pin-tailed whydah), 847 nucleotides long. RefSeq lists its product as uncharacterized. The record is from RefSeq and is a predicted model, not a curated record. The transcript is spliced from 6 exons. The coding region runs from base 7 to 696 and encodes 229 amino acids. NCBI's taxonomy places the organism in Eukaryota, Metazoa, Chordata, Aves, Passeriformes, Viduidae.